Molecule: messenger RNA, 1475 nt
Organism: Populus trichocarpa (black cottonwood)
Lineage: Eukaryota; Viridiplantae; Streptophyta; Magnoliopsida; Malpighiales; Salicaceae
Product: casein kinase II subunit alpha-2
Exons: 10
Coding region: 196-1197 (333 amino acids)
Biological process (GO): protein phosphorylation
Cellular component (GO): protein kinase CK2 complex; nucleus; cytosol
Molecular function (GO): ATP binding; protein serine/threonine kinase activity
Source: RefSeq, a predicted model, not a curated record
AUAAAAAUAGAAAGCGGUGGUGCAUAGCGUAUAGAGUACUAGGCACUGCCUCGCACAUGAAAAAAACAUGAGCAAACCCAAAACCCAGCAGUAGCAUCGCUCUGAUUACCAAACCCGCGCAUCACCACCACUGUCUCCAACGGCGAAGAAAGCAAUACCGACAAGAUCAUCGAGAUCUUGAAUCGGCGGCGAUCCAUGUCGAAAGCGCGAGUCUAUACCGAUGUGAAUGUUCUGCGUCCUAAGGAGUAUUGGGAUUACGAGUCUCUCGCUGUUCAGUGGGGUGAUCAAGAUGAUUAUGAGGUUGUUCGGAAAGUUGGAAGGGGAAAGUACAGUGAGGUUUUUGAGGGCAUAAAUGUCAAUAGCAAUGAGCGGUGCAUUAUCAAGAUCCUCAAACCUGUUAAGAAAAAGAAGAUUAAAAGGGAAAUAAAAAUACUUCAGAACCUUUGCGGUGGCCCGAAUGUAGUAAAGCUUCUUGACAUUGUCAGAGAUCAGCACUCAAAAACUCCUAGCCUCAUAUUUGAAUAUGUGAACAGUACAGACUUCAAAGUUUUGUACCCCACCUUGACUGAUUAUGACAUACGCUACUACAUAUAUGAGCUUCUCAAGGCAUUAGAUUACUGCCACUCACAGGGAAUAAUGCAUAGAGAUGUCAAGCCUCACAAUGUUAUGAUAGACCAUGAGUUGCGAAAACUUCGCUUGAUAGACUGGGGUCUUGCUGAAUUUUAUCAUCCUGGAAAGGAGUAUAAUGUCCGGGUAGCUUCAAGAUAUUUUAAGGGGCCUGAACUUCUUGUUGAUUUACAAGACUAUGACUAUUCUUUAGACAUGUGGAGCCUUGGUUGCAUGUUUGCCGGAAUGAUAUUUAGGAAGGAGCCAUUCUUUUAUGGCCAUGACAACCAUGAUCAGCUUGUCAAAGUUGCCAAGGUACUAGGGACUGAUGAGCUAAAUGCAUAUCUGAACAAAUAUCAUUUAGAGCUCGAUCCUCAACUUGAUGCGCUCGUUGGGAGGCACAGUAGGAAGCCCUGGUCAAGAUUUAUUAAUUCAGAUAAUCAGCACCUUGUGUCUCCAGAGGCCCUUGAUUUUCUUGAUAAGCUUCUUCGGUAUGAUCAUCAAGAUAGGCUAACUGCUAGAGAAGCAAUGGCACACCCAUAUUUCUCUCAAGUGAGAGCUGCAGAAAGUAGCAGGAUGCGGACACAGUAACAGAUUACUACGCUAGUAUUCACAUAGAUUCUGUCAGUGGACUGGAGAUCCACCCAUAAAUUUCUCUCAAGUGAGGGCCACAGAAAAUAGCAGGAUGCUGACACAGUAGCAGGUUGCGAUGCUGAUGUUUGUGUGGAGCGUGUCAGGCCGUUGCAUUUGGGACAAUGUAUGGUGCUUAUAAUUAUUUGCCCUAUUAACAUUGUGGCUGCCCUCUGUUAUUUGCAGGCAGUUAAGAAUUGUUUGGGAGAAUAUAAUCGCAUCAUAUUCACUUUGUGUUU